AUGCACAUCCAGACUGCUCCGUUUCUCGAAAAUGGUGUCAUCAAGCUCCCACACUCCCUCCUUGUGUGGUUGUGUUUGCCACUGUUCAAGAAAGUUGGUGUUUCAGUCAGAGCUGACUUCAAGGAGCUGCAGAAUGACUGCGGGAUGCAUCAUGGUGCAGCAUCAGAUGAACUGUUUGCAGGACACGUGGAGCUGGGAGCAAUGGCUAAGGAGCGUGGUGCUACCGUGAAGAGGACUGUGGGGCUUGCCAAACUCGUCGGAAUACUUCUCGGCAGGCACCUACCAAAGGACCCCCAAGUCCGUGUUAGCCCUCGGUGGGCUGAUGCAGUGCUCCCCCAGGAGUACAUCAACUAUGCUGUGCUCAAUGUCUACGCUGUCUCCCAGGUGCAUUUACAGCUCACGGGGAUGGACAUUGCUCAGCCUGUUGUGGCCACCACCCCUAGUGGGACUGCAAUUGCACUCUUGGCACCUGACGGACAGGAGGUGGCUCACAGAAUUGUGGCCCUCAAACGUCCUCCUGCCCUUGAUGGUGUUGUUGUGUCACCAAAACGAGUCGUGAUGACAGUUUCUAAAGUGCUUGUGCCAUCUUUCCUGCUUCCUGCUCGCCUACAGAAAGCAAAGCAGGCAAAAUCACUCGCGUCAUUCAGCAGCUCUGACGGUCCAUCAUCUGGUUCAUGCACGGAAACCCUUGGCGACCACCAGGAUCCCGAGUCUGGAGUCUUGGAUGCAGGAUAUAUUGAUAGCAGCAGCCCUCUGACGAGCACUCUUGUCCUGAAUGAGGAUGAGUGUGAUGGUGAUUCAGAGACCAGCCCUGAACAGACUAUCAAGGGCUCCUUGCGAGAUCCAGCUGCGGAAGCUGCACUUGUGGGGGUCAUGGAGCCCUACGUGAAUGUUGCAGCGAGGAACGACUCUAUCGUUCGUUCACGUGUUCUAUACGACAAUUUUCAUUGCUACAAUCAAUUCCCGAUCACUCGCCACCAUGGGCUCAGAUGGCCGUUUGCACGAGCACUCAGUGCAGCAUUUUUCAUACCGGUCGCGGAGGACAAGGCUGCCAUGGAAGCAGUACUGAAGGACUUCGGGAUGGCAUACAAUGCUCAGCUUUUGUCAAAACCUGAGUGGGUGCUGUCACGUGUCUGGCGUCACGUACCUCCACCUGAAAUUCUCCUGCCCCGUGUUGCCGACGUCAUCAGAACCUACGGUCCAAUCAAGGAUGCAACAACAGGACAACCACUUUUCAAUGACCGUGCUUGGGAAAUCGCAAAACACAUCAUGGAAAAUGUCCAGCUUGGAUACUACUCGGACACUGCAGACAUUGACCUUUACUUUGAGAUCGGGAAAGAUCGGCAUGGCCUGAUGUUGUAUCGCUGUUGCCAUGGCACCAACAGUGUCAAAGGUGGUGUUCACCAUAAUCUCAUAUGGUGCUACACAUCAUUUAAUACAUUGCCUCGUCAUGCUAUUAAUGUGCUGCUCGACUACGCUUUGCAGGUUGGCAACAUGAACCGCACUGGCAAAGCAUACGUCGGACACUUUAAUGUCCUGCUAAAGAAUCACAUUUCUCGACUGCUGACCUUAAAAAUGGAUGCACUAGUUCCUGAAAGCAGUGACUUUCAGUGUGGUUGGGUGAACGGCAAUGACUACGAGCUCACACACGAGACUUUCUGUUAUGCUGAAGUAUAA
Suillus paluster is the source of this 1677-nucleotide messenger RNA. RefSeq lists its product as uncharacterized. The coding region runs from base 1 to 1677 and encodes 558 amino acids. Gene Ontology annotation, molecular function: nucleic acid binding. The record is from RefSeq and is a predicted model, not a curated record. The transcript has 3 exons. Lineage: Eukaryota; Fungi; Basidiomycota; Agaricomycetes; Boletales; Suillaceae.